AUGUCAAUAAACUUAAUACUUGAAGAAAUUAAGAACGAACCAAAAAGUAUAAUACCAAUUUUAACUACAUUAAAUAAUGAUAGAGAUAUAUUAUCAAAUAUAUCAAAAUCAAAUUUACAGCACUUAGUUUCUCGUGUGAAUAAUCUAAUUAAAUCUCCAAAUGCGUAUAUUAAAUGGUGUGGGAUCAAUAUUGUCAAGGUUAUAGUGAAAGAUUUCAAUAUCUUAGCAAGUUAUGGAACAUUGUUUUUAACUAAUUUAAUUUCCGUAUUAGAGAAUUAUAAUCGAACCAUAAAUGUGAAAAUAUUGACUAAUUGUAUACAAGUUGUAAAUUUUAUAAUGGAUCAAAUUAGAGGUAAACCAACAUUGACUAGAAAUAUUCUAACACCUAAAUUAGCAUCAAUAAUUAAUCAUUAUUUACAGUUUAUACAAUAUGAACCGAGUUUAGUUAUCAAAUCUUUAAAGAAGUUAAUUAAACAUCAUUCAACUACAUUUAGACCCUUCGGUAAUAAAUUUCAAAAUAAAUUAAUUAGUAUAAUUAAUGAACCAAAUUUUGUAAAUUAUUCAGAUGCUUUGAAAGUUGAAAUAUUUAAUAUAUUAGCUUUAUUACCAGUAAUUGAGAAAAAUGAACCUGAAAAUAAAUGGAAUUCAAAUUUGAAAAAUGUAAUUGGUGAAAUUAUUGAAAUUGUGGAAGUUUAUCAGGAGUUUUUAAAUUUUAGAGAUGAUCAAGAUUUGAUAAACUUGAUUAAGAAGAUGCCAAAAGCAGACACUAAAAUACUACAAGAUUUAUCUAUUGAUUUCAAUGAGCCGGAUUCAAUUUUUCAGUUAUCAAACAAUUUAAAUAUAUUAUUAACUUUAUUGAGUAGUCAAGUUACAAUGGAAACAUCAUAUACAGUUAGUGUUCCAAUUGGUUUGAUAGUAACUCUUUGUGAAAUAAUCUGUACUAUUAAUUUGAAAUUUUUAUCAUUUAAAUCUGAUAUCAGAGAUGAUGAGAUCAAAUCAAUAAUUAAAUUAACAUUGAUUGAAAAUUAUAAAAGUGUGCUCAAUUUAUUAGAUAAGUUAUUAUUAUAUCAAGGUCAUUUAUUACCUCAUUUCAAUUCAAUCUUAUCAUUUUUAGAGAUAUUGAUUCCAAUGAAGAGUAAUAAAUUGGAUGUUAAUGAAAUUCUAUCCUUUGAGUCAUUAUAUGUUGGUUUACUACAAACCAUCAUGCAAUAUCUUCAUCUUAUUGGAAUUUACUCUGACAAUUCGAUAAUUUUAAAAUUUGUUGAUGUUGCUUUAUUAUUAGUUGAACCAAGAAUAAAGAAGGAAGAAGAUGCCAAACCUCAACAAUCAUCCCAAAAAGCAAAAAAGAAAAAGAAUACAAGUUCAGUUACAUUAUCUGACAUUUUAUCACAUCAACAUUUAUUUAAACAAUCUAUUCCAAAGACAACCUUAUCAAUAGUUAGAUCAUUCAUUAAUCAAAUAAUUUUAAAAUUUGAAUUACCACCAACUCAACAUUAUAAAAUUAUGAGAUAUUUAAUUACUGAAGCAAUUCACUCACAAUACUACAAUUUAGAACAUAAUGUACCUAAUGAAUUGAAACAAUUGUUACUUAAUGCUGUUUUAUAUCCUGGUUAUGAAAAAAAUAGUAUAUUACCUAUUAUUUCUACCAUUUUGAAAGAUGAUAAUUUAUUAAGUGUUUUUAAUAAUCCUAGAUUUCCACCGUUACCUAAACUUAUAAAUUUAUCAACUGAUAAUGUUCAACAGAGUGAAGAUAAAGAAGAAGAAAAAAUGAAAAUACAAACUAUGAAUGAAAAUCCAAUGAAGAAAAGAAAAUUGGAAACUGAAAUAAAACCACUAGAAGAACCUACUGCCAUAGAAGUUGAAGAUGAUGAAGAAGAAGAAGAAGAAGAAGAUAAUUCAGCUCAAAUAUUUUCCAAGACUAUUCAAAUUGAACAAUUAGAAACUGUUGAACUGCCGAAACAACUUGAAGUUGUUGAAGAAACAAAACAAAUAUAUCCAAAUUCUACAACAAUUGUUAAAACUAGUGUUGCUACUAAAGAAGAACUGGAUGAUGAUUCUGGUUCAGACUUUGAAAUGCCAGAAAUUAAUGUAGAUUCAGAUGAUGAUGAUGAUGAAGACCAAUAA
This is a messenger RNA of Insectozyma verbasci, 2124 nucleotides long. The record is from the annotation of a GenBank genome assembly. NCBI's taxonomy places the organism in Eukaryota, Fungi, Ascomycota, Pichiomycetes, Serinales, Debaryomycetaceae.